AAUUGGCAGCCAUUUAUGAAAAAGGUCUAUAACAAGUCUAAAAUUGAGAAUAUGAGUGAAUGAUUCUUUGUGAGCAUUUGUGAGCAUGUGAGCAGUGCUUUUAGUUUUGUGAGCACAAGCAGUGAUCAAAUUUCUCAUGCUAGAAGCGAAUAAUUUAAGAAAAUGCAGAUGGCGAGCAACGAGAAAUAGUAAUAUUUCCACUAGCCGGAAUCUCUCUUUUGUUAAAAAGUUAGGUUGUUUUGCACCAGGUGAUCUGGCUGACACCUCCAAAACAGGACAAUAGGUGCACAUCGUGGUUCAACCAAUCCCAGCAGCUUAUAGCCAAUUAUGCCUUGCUUGAUGCCAAAUUACAGUAUGUCAUGAAGCUUCACAUGAGUCAGGGAGUUUCAGUGGGUGGAUGCCCAAGAAGAUCUAAUGCUUUCUAACCCGACGUUGUGAGCAACCACGAGAAGAAGCUAAAAGUUACCAGACUUUGAAGUGUUGUGACAUGGAAGGUUUCUUUCGGUUAUAAAAUUCUUAGGUAAUGUAAACAAUGUGGCAUUUUAGUCUAACAAGCAUAUUGAGUUUCGGUUUUCAAUGAUCAAUAAACUGGCUUCUCAUUGAUUGACUCGAAAAAUAUUCAAUGCAAUGAAACUUCAUUUGGAGGCUUCUAGGAUCUAACCAAUUGAAACCGUACAGCUCUGACAAGCUCGAAGGGUCAAAUACAUAGUAAUAGUAAUAGCCUUUAUAAAUAUCUCAAGAUUACUUUCUACCUUUGCAGGUGACUUUCGCGAAGGAUUCUUAUGUGCAUCAGCCUCAAUAUAAAAACGUCAGCAAAACAUGUGCAUGUUUCUCCAAUGCUUCCUAGUUUCGCCAUACAGGAAUCAAGUACAUUUUAAUGAGAAUCUGAGCAUGCGAGCACUUGCAAAAAUUUGCAAGAACAAGCAAGCAAGUUUGAGCAAGUGAGCACUUAUCUAAUUAAUUUCUUACGAGCAAUUCGAGCAAAGGCCAAAUUUUGCGAGCACUUUUAAAUUGAAUGGGACUAUUCGAUACCCCUAUUAUGAAACCUGCAAAGGACUACUGGUAAUAUACAUGUAGGUGGCAUAUUGUUAUAUAAACAUGUCAUUAUAUGAUCACGUUGCUCCAAUUAAUGCACUGAUUCCUUGCAGAGAGAAACAAACAAAAACAACGAUGUUCAUUUCUUGUUUGUUGAUCAUUCAGUCAUCAUCAGAUCAUCCUAACCCUUACCCUGAAGAAAGGGUACCAGUGAUAACAUGGCAUUUGGAUUGGACAAAAAAAGUUCUGAAGAUUGAAGAGGCAGAGUUUUCUUGUCAUGAAUGUCAGUUGCUGUUGAAUCUGUCAAGAUUGCUCAACUUCUUUUUGAUGUUAGAUAAAUCAACAGACAACACUAAGCUUUAUUCUCUAGCUUCUCACUUCUGUCAAAUAAAUGGAUACUCAUCACAGUCAGGGGAAGAUGAUUUCAGGUUACUUCAGCAAGCUGUGUCUAUGACUCAUUCACUUCACGUGCUAACAAAAAACAUGCCUGAUUUGACUAUUCUCGGGCCAAAUGGCAAAUCAGUGAGAUUAGAGUCUGUGGAUGAGGUUGUGGAAUAUCUACUUCAAGCCCUAGUUCCUAAUUCAGUUCAAAGUUCUACAUCAAAAGUAGAACAAACGAAAACUAAAAAUACAAACUUGAUGGCGCAAGCAAACACCACCCAGCAAGUAUAUGACACUCUGACGGAGGUCAAACUGAGCAGUAGGAAGAAGAAAACAAAGGGAAUGGCCCAGGGAUGUCUUGCUAAUGCACAUCACACAAGCAACAAUGAGGAACUUGAAGAAAGUGGUGUCUUCAUGGACAGAUCAGAGAGACCAGCGAGGAAACGUCUUGUUUUAUCCGAGAAGAGGAAGAAUAAUUCGGCUGGAAAAGUGAAACUUGGCAAAAAGAGGCGCUCCUUACCUGUCAUGAAACUUGAUUGACAUGAUGAGCUCUUGUGGAGUUCCAUCGCUUUGAGAUAGAAAGGCAGUUGAAAAAAUCUGAAGUAAACAACGAAAGAGAACUUCAGACUCAACUCAGUCGCUAGAUACAGAGUCGUAUCAGCUUAUUCUCGUUAAGUUUCCGAGUAGCUCCCAAUUUUGCCUAGUAACAUCCCUGCCGAAAGCUGCUGACUCAAUAGACCUUUUUAGCCUGGGCGGUUUGUUGCCCGUGAUGCGGCGCUUAUUAACAUUUCUGCUCUAAAAUGCGGCGUUUUAUUCGAGGGCAGCGUUUAAUCGAGUAAAUACGGUAAUUAUGCAAUUACGUAAUUAUGUAAAUUUGGUAAUUAUUAUAUAGGUUUUUACAUUCCCAUUUAUUUUUAUAUUUGUAUGCUAUUUUAUAUUUUACUUGAACUUGAAAAUGACCUACAGGAGAGGUCGAAAAGUCGUUUGUUUUAUUACCAAAUUUUUAUCAAAGAAACUUCAUAGUAAGAAUAAUUUUUAGAUGAACAAAAUAACAAUUCUCAAGAGAAUAUGACGUUGUCUGUAACGGGAAAACAAACCACCCAAUCUGGAAAGGUCUCUCAUUCAUGUUAUUAUAGUUUUGACAUUCGUUUCUUUGACUAAACCAUGAAAGAAGCCUGCUUCUGUUACGAAGAAGGAUUAUUGUCGACGAGUUGAAUGAUUAACGCUGAAGCUUAACGAAUGGCCUCAAAAAAAUUAUUUGUGAAGUCGAGAAGACGUUUACGGAGUGGAUUAUGGUCGGAUUGUUCCUCGCAGAAAAAGUCAAGAAAAUGUUCGCGCUCGAUGAUAAUGGAAAAAGAAACGUGUUGCGUGAUGUUUAGUUGUUGUCACACAAAUUUGAUGCCGUUACAUCGAAUGAUUAUGUGGUCAAUACUAAGAACUUACACUUGAAUUACUCUCGUGUGGGAUCUAUAUUAUCAAUUUUAAGGAUUUUUUUUUAUCAAACUAUUUACAGGUGGAACGAUCUGACUAUAUUGUAGAACGGUCUGACCAUGGGACGUUAGACCGUUUCCCUGCAUUACCUAUAGUAUCCCCACGCGUGCUGCAGAAAGUAAACCGAUCAGUGAGCUGUGGUUAUAAAUGCCAGUUUAUUUUCAAUGAAAGAGAUAUACAACUGUCAACCUGAACAUUAUUUGAAAACACUAGCUAUUAAACAUGGUUACAUUCAACGUUGUCGUUAUAAAA
Molecule: messenger RNA, 3159 nt
Organism: Orbicella faveolata
Lineage: Eukaryota; Metazoa; Cnidaria; Anthozoa; Scleractinia; Merulinidae
Source: RefSeq, a predicted model, not a curated record